CAGUGUCACCAUGUCGCGGCCCAGCAGCAGAGCCAUUUACCUGCACCGGAAGGAGUACUCCCAGAGCCUGGCCUCGGAGCCCACCCUCCUGCAGCACAGGGUGGAGCACUUGAUGACGUGUAAGCUGGGCACGCCCAGAGUCCAGGAGCCCAAGGAUGCCCUGCAGAAGUUGCAGGAGAUGGAUGCUCAGGGUCGGGUGUGGAGCCAAGACUUGAUCCUGCAGGUCAGAGACGGCUGGAUCCAGCUGCUGGACAUUGAGACCAAGGAGGAGCUGGACUCUUACCGCCUGGACAGCAUCCAGGCCAUGGACGUGGCACUCAACACCUGCUCCUACAAUUCCAUCCUGUCCAUCACCAUGCAGGAGUCAGGCCUGCCAGGCGCCAGCACUCUACUCUUCCAGUGCCAGGAAGUGGGGGCAGAGCGACUGAAGACCAGCCUGCAGAAGGCCCUGGAGGAAGAACAGGAGCAAAGACCCCAAUUUGGAGCCCUUCGCCCAGGCCAGAACAGAUGGAAGGGGCCUCCUCUGGAAAGGCCCCUCCCUAUGGAGCAGGCAGCCUCUCUGGAGCGGAGGUCCCUCCUGGACCGAGGACUCCCUCCAGAGCAGGGCCUCCCUCCAGAGCGGGGGCUCCCUCCAGGACAGCCCCACUGGAUGACCCUGGAGCACAGCCUCCCACCCUCCCCAAGAUCCCUGCCACGCCACCCUAGUGCCCGAGAAUCAAGUGCCUUUGCUCAGCCUCCUCCAAGGCGGUCCCCAUCCCCCGAGGACACCAAGAGGGAUGAGGAGGUGCUGAACCAUGUCCUAAGGGACAUCGAGCUGUUCAUGGGAAGGUUGAAAGAGGCCCAAGCAAAGGCCAGCCACAAGAAGAAGAGACUUGGGAAAAAAAACAAGGAUCAGGGAGGGCUUACACAGGCUCAGUACAUUGACUGCUUCCAGAAGAUCAAGUACAGCUUCAACCUCCUGGGGAAGCUGGCCAACUGGCUGCAGGAGAACAGUGCUCCUGAGAUCGUGCACAUCCUCUUCCAAACUCUGAACUCCAUCCUGGCCCAGUGCUCUGAGGCCGGCUUGGCAGCCCAAGUGAUCUCACCCCUCCUCACCCGCAAAGCCAUCAACCUGCUGCAGUCAUGUCUAACCCCAGCUGAGGAUAAACUUUGGAUGGGGCUGGGCCCGGCCUGGACCACCAGCCGGGAUGACUGGACAAGCAGUGAGCCCCCACCAUACCAAGCCACAUUCUACGACGGCUGGCAGUAUCCAGAGCCCUCUACCCAGGCACCCUUAGGAUCCCAGGACUCUAUUUCCCUCCGGGGGAGAAGUCCUAGGUUAGGGAGCACCUCACACUUUGCUCAGGAGAAGACACACCACCAUGACCCUCAGCCUGGGGACCCCAACCUCCAGUCCUCCAGCCCUCCAGCCCUGAAAAUGCAAGUGCUGUAUGAGUUUGAAGCUAGGAACCCACAGGAACUGACGGUGGCCCAGGGGGAGGUACUGGAGGUUCUGGACCAGAGCAAGCGGUGGUGGCUGGUGAAGAACGCGGCGGGACAGAGCGGCUAUAUUCCCAGCAACAUCCUGGAGCUCCUACAGCUGGAGACCCACUGGAGCCAGGGCCAAUCACCCCCGCGGGCUCCCAUGCUGCGACUGAGCUCGAGGCCCGAGGAAGUUGCAGCCUGGCUGAGAGCAGAGAACUUCUCCACUGUCACGGUGAGGACCCUCGGGGCCCUGAUGGGGAACCAGCUGCUUCGAAUGAGCCCUGGGGAGCUGAAGAUGCUAUGUCCACAGGAGGCCCCACGGGUUCUGACACGCCUGGAUGCUGUCAGGAGGAUGCUGGGGUACGGCUCGCAGGCGUGGGGGAGCGCGGAGCACUUCGACUCGCCGGGCUCGCCUGCUGCGCGCACUCCAGCGGCCAGCCUCGGGAUUCGCCGCCAGAAGUCGCGCCUGCGCGUUGCUCUGGGGACCGGCGGGGGGGCGGGGCCCGAGCACUGGCCACGCCCACUCAGUCGGGUAUAA
This is a messenger RNA of Carlito syrichta (Philippine tarsier), 2002 nucleotides long. RefSeq names its product EPS8 like 3 (gene EPS8L3). The transcript is spliced from 18 exons. The coding region runs from base 11 to 2002 and encodes 663 amino acids. Gene Ontology annotation, molecular function: actin binding. Lineage: Eukaryota; Metazoa; Chordata; Mammalia; Primates; Tarsiidae. The record is from RefSeq and is a predicted model, not a curated record. Gene Ontology annotation, cellular component: ruffle membrane; vesicle; plasma membrane. Gene Ontology annotation, biological process: regulation of Rho protein signal transduction; positive regulation of ruffle assembly; Rho protein signal transduction.